UGCUAUGAGAGAGAGAGUGAGAGAGAGACGCAGGAGGCUGUAAGUCAGUAAGAACAGGAAAAACUGAUGACAGACACUGAGAUAAAGAGAGAGAGAGAGAGAGACCGGCUGAUGGAGGAAAAAUGCUGACACGUGAGCGAAAGAACAGCAGGUGGAUUGGACAGGAACCUGGAGUACAGACACACAUCUUUUUGAAUUGCAUUUUAUUUAAAGGAAGUGUUUAUUUGAGAGGAAGCUAACCAGAACCCGUGCAGGUGGACAAAAAGGAUGGGAUGUGUAUUCAUGCUGCCUUUUGCUGUGGGCCAUGAAUUGGGUCAACACCUGAGAAGGAGCUGAAAGGAGCAGCCGAGACUGAGGCAGUUUUGUCCUUGCUGAAAGAGCACAAGAGGGGGAGAGACAGGCGGAGCUGGCUGGAGACACAAGACAGAGAGAAUGCAGAAUUAUUAUUAAGAAAAUUUAGCUUUUAAUGACUGAAAACAGGCACAGUUGAUUCUUCCAUAUUGUUGCUUGUGUGCCUCAUAAUUUACAAUGUGUAUGAUCUAAAUUAUAAAAAAAAUUGUAAUUUUAAAAUUUCUCACCGUUGAAGAAUACCAUUUUACUCCCUGACAAACAAACUUUCUCUCAACUGUAAACUGGUUUUACAGGUUACAUGUGGACCAAUUUGACUAAAUGUACUGCUGCUGGAAUUCUAGCCUGGAGACAGCUUUCACUGGAAGGAGAAACUGUGGAAUAGGAUUGCAGUUUUUUGGGGGGGGUUAGUAGUUUUUGUUUGUUUUUUGGAUGAAACUCCUCAACAUAAUAGCAUUUUAGGAUCCAUUUUCUUUCCUAUGACUCAGCCUUUAUUCAAGCAUAAAGAUAACCCAGCAUCUCUUGGCCUAAAAGUCCAAGCAUUCCAAGUGAUCUACAGUACAUUUCCUCCAUUCUCUCACAUUCACCUCCGCAGAAAAAGACUCUGCCUCCACCAUGCAGACCCUAGGACCUGAACAUGAUGACUCUUUUGAUUUCCUGUUUAAGAUCAUCCUGAUCGGAGACUCUAACGUAGGGAAGACCUGCGUGGUUCAGAAUUUCAAGUCCGGGAUUUUCUCAGAGAAACAGCAGAACACCAUCGGAGUGGAUUUCAGUGUACGAACCGUGGACAUAGAGGGGAAGAGAGUUAAGAUGCAGGUGUGGGACACGGCAGGUCAGGAGAGGUUUCGUACGAUCACCCAGAGCUACUAUCGCAGCGCUCACGGCGCCAUCAUUGCCUAUGACAUCACACGACGUCCCACCUUUGACUCAGUGGCUCACUGGAUCAAGGAGGUGGAGCUCUACGGAGCGACCAAUGUAGUGCUGGUUCUCAUAGGUAACAAAUGUGACCUGGAGCAGGAACGUCAGGUUCCAUUUGAGGAAGCCUGCAACCAGGCAAAGGAGGCAGGCAUACUAGCUGCUCUAGAAACAUCUGCAAAGGAGAGCCAGAAUGUGGAAGAAGCCUUCAUGAUGAUGGCCAGGGAGCUGCUGGCUCGCAACGGCCUUAACAUCCAACAGGGAGACUUGGAGAGCAACAACACACCUCGAGUUCUCCUCCGGGCUAACUCUCGUCCGGUUGAUGGCAUCACAAGUGCCUACACGCCACCAGAGAAGAAGACAUGCUGCUGAUUUAAACGUGGACGGGACAGGGGAGAUUAGGAGGUGACUGAUGUUGGAAAUUAGGAGUUGACGGUGGAUGAGGAAGAAGGUGAAGGGCACUUUUCAUCAUGAAUGUUGGAGAAGAGGAUCCGAAGAUGCAUGGAUGUGGAAUAUGGCUGGAAAGACCUUAAGGACCAUGAGUCUUUGCAUUGAGGAAAUUUUAGUAUUGAAAAACUCAAUUCAGUGUACUUUUCUGUGCCUUACCUGUGACAGUUGUUCAGCCGGUGCUACAAGGACUAAAACAUCAAACCAGGCAUGUUUAAUGGGGGAAUAAGAGACAGUGAUGAUGGCUGUGAUCAGUGUUGGGUACAGUUACAGUAAGCCAAUCUGAUAUCAACUAUAGCUGGACUUUUCUUCCUGAUUUGAUGUAAUAUUACUGGCACCAAAUGCUCUAGUAAAUACGGUUACUAUUCUUACUAUAUUGUUUUUGUUUUUUUAAAUCUGAAUUAAAAACUAAAGCAUCAAUGCAGUGGUUAGUUACCACAAAAUGUAAGCAUUACAAGCAUUCUCAACAGGC
Dicentrarchus labrax (European seabass) is the source of this 2182-nucleotide messenger RNA. Its product is annotated as ras-related protein Rab-19. Gene Ontology annotation, molecular function: GTPase activity; GTP binding. The record is from RefSeq and is a predicted model, not a curated record. Gene Ontology annotation, cellular component: trans-Golgi network. NCBI's taxonomy places the organism in Eukaryota, Metazoa, Chordata, Actinopteri, Moronidae. The transcript is spliced from 4 exons. Bases 964 to 1635 code for a protein of 223 amino acids.